UAUUAUUCAGUCCGAGUUGUUACUAAUAAUUUCCUAGCCAGGCUAUGACUGCCGGUGUGAAUCAGCCCGCGCCAGGCCCCUCUCCAUCCGCCGCCCCCGCCGCAGUCAGGGCUUGGCACAGAAGAUGCUAGGUGUUUGCGCCUCAGUGAUCCGUCUUUGCUUCGUGUCUGUGCUGCAGGUGUGGCGGAGGAAGAGGAACAGAAGACAAGCUGGUGGCCGGCGGUCGCUGAGCAUUCCCCAGACCCUCAAGCAAGCUUCUUCUCCAAGGCAGGAAAAGCCCGCGGACCUACCCACUGGAGCGGCCAAAGGGCCUAAGCGCCGUAGCCCGGGACCUGGCGGCCGGGGGCGCCAGCCCUUCAUGUUCCGCAGGAGGCGCAAAUGUGAUGUCAUGCCCAUUGUUUUGGUGAGCCCAACCAAUCGGACGCGCCGCCUGGAUUCUACCGGAGCCGGCAUGGGCCCUUCCUCGCACCAGCAGCAGGAGUCUCCGCUCCCUACCAUAACGCAUUGCGCAGGGUGCACCACCGCCUGGUCUCCCUGCAGCUUUAACAGCCCUGACAUGGAAACCCCAUUGCAGUUCCAGCGCGGCUUCUUCUCGGAGCAGCCGCCACCGCCACCGCGCUCCUCACACCUGCAUUGCCAGCAGCAGCAGCAGAGCCAGGACAAGCCGUGCCCGCCCUUCGCGCCCCUCCCGCACCCUCACCACCCCCCGCACCUCGCGCACCAGCAGCAGGGCAGCGGCGGCAGCAGCCCAUGCCUCCGGUGCAACAGCUGCGCCUCCUCCGGUGCCCCGGGGGCGGGGGCGGGGGAUAACCUGUCCCUGCUGCUCCGCACCUCCUCGCCCGGCGGCGCCUUCCGGACCCGCACCUCCUCGCCGCUGUCAGGCUCGUCGUGCUGCUGCUGCUCGUCGCGCCGGGGCAGCCAGCUCAGUGUGAGCGAGCUGACGCCGUGCAGCCAUGCCAGUGCGCUCCGGCAGCAGUACGCGCAGCAGCCGGCGUCCGCCUCCCAGUACCACCAGUGCCACAGCCUGCAGCCCGCCGCCAGCCCCACGGGCAGCCUCGGCAGCCUGGGCUCUGGGCCCCCGCUCUCGCACCACCACCACCACCACCACCACCCGCACCCGGCGCACCACCAGCACAGCCAGCCCCAGGCGCGCCGCGAGAGCAACCCCUUCACCGAAAUAGCCAUGAGCAGCUGUAGGUACAACGGGGGCGUCAUGCGACCGCUCAGCAACUUGAGCGCGUCCCGCCGGAACCUGCACGAGAUGGACUCCGAGGCACAGCCCCUACAGCCCCCGGCGUCUGUCGGAGGAGGUGGCGGCGCGUCCUCCCCGUCUGCAGCUGCAGCCGCGGCCGCCGCCGCUUCGUCCUCAGCCCCGGAGAUCGUGGUAUCUAAGCCGGAGCACAACAACUCCAAUAACCUGGCGCUCUACGGAGCUGGCGGCGGAGGCAGUGCUGGAGGCGGCGGCGGCGGAGGCAGCGGGCAUGGCAGCAGCGGUGGCACCAAGUCCAGCAAAAAGAAGAACCAGAACAUCGGCUACAAGCUGGGCCACCGGCGCGCCCUGUUCGAGAAGCGCAAGCGGCUCAGCGACUAUGCGCUCAUCUUCGGCAUGUUCGGCAUCGUGGUCAUGGUCAUCGAGACCGAGCUGUCGUGGGGCGCCUACGACAAGGCGUCGCUGUAUUCCUUAGCUCUGAAAUGCCUUAUCAGUCUCUCCACGAUCAUCCUGCUUGGUCUGAUCAUCGUGUACCACGCCAGGGAAAUACAGUUGUUCAUGGUGGACAAUGGAGCAGAUGACUGGAGAAUAGCCAUGACUUAUGAGCGUAUUUUCUUCAUCUGCUUGGAAAUACUGGUGUGUGCUAUUCAUCCCAUACCUGGGAAUUAUACGUUCACAUGGACAGCCCGGCUUGCCUUCUCCUAUGCCCCAUCCACCACCACCGCUGAUGUGGAUAUUAUUUUAUCUAUACCAAUGUUCUUAAGACUCUAUCUGAUUGCCAGAGUCAUGCUUUUACACAGCAAACUUUUCACUGAUGCCUCUUCUAGAAGCAUUGGAGCACUUAAUAAGAUAAACUUCAAUACGCGUUUUGUUAUGAAGACUUUAAUGACUAUAUGCCCAGGAACUGUACUCUUGGUUUUUAGUAUCUCAUUAUGGAUAAUUGCUGCAUGGAUUGUCCGAGCUUGUGAAAGGUACCAUGAUCAACAGGAUGUUACUAGCAACUUCCUUGGAGCAAUGUGGUUGAUAUCAAUAACUUUUCUCUCCAUUGGUUAUGGUGACAUGGUACCUAACACAUACUGUGGGAAAGGAGUCUGUUUGCUCACUGGAAUUAUGGGUGCUGGUUGCACAGCCCUGGUGGUAGCUGUGGUCGCAAGGAAGCUGGAACUUACCAAAGCAGAAAAGCAUGUGCACAACUUCAUGAUGGACACUCAACUGACAAAAAGAGUGAAAAACGCAGCUGCCAAUGUACUCAGGGAAACAUGGCUAAUUUACAAAAAUACAAAGCUAGUAAAAAAGAUAGAUCAUGCAAAAGUCAGAAAACAUCAACGGAAAUUCUUGCAAGCUAUUCAUCAAUUAAGAAGUGUAAAAAUGGAGCAGAGGAAACUGAACGAUCAAGCAAAUACCUUGGUGGACCUGGCAAAGACCCAGAACAUCAUGUAUGACAUGAUUUCCGACUUAAAUGAAAGGAGUGAAGACUUUGAGAAGAGGAUCGUUACCCUGGAAACCAAAUUAGAGACUUUGAUUGGUAGCAUCCAUGCCCUACCUGGGCUCAUAAGCCAGACCAUGAGGCAGCAGCAGAGAGAUUUCCUCGAGGCUCAGAUGGAGAACUACGACAAGCAUGUCCCCUACGAUGCUGAGCGGUCCCGGUCCUCGUCCAGGAGGCGGCGGUCCUCCUCUACAGCACCACCAACUUCAUCAGAGAGUAGCUAGAAGAGAAUCAGUUAACCACAAAAUAAGACUUUUUGCCAUCAUAUGGUCAAUAUUUUAGCUUUUAUUGUAAAGCCCCUAUGGUUCUAAUCAGCGUUAUCCGGGUUCUGAUGUCAGAAUCCUGGGAACCUGAACACUAAGUUUUAGGCCAAAAUGAGUGAAAACUCUUUUGUUUUUCUUUCAGAUGCACAGGGAAUGCACCUAUUAUUGCUAUAUAGAUUGUUCCUCCUGUAAUUUCACUAACUUUUUAUUCAUGCACUUCAGACUUUACUACUACAUUAUAUGAUAUAUAAUAAAAAAAAAAAGUUAA
Physeter macrocephalus (sperm whale) is the source of this 3227-nucleotide messenger RNA. It is a transcript of the gene KCNN2, whose product is annotated as potassium calcium-activated channel subfamily N member 2. Lineage: Eukaryota; Metazoa; Chordata; Mammalia; Artiodactyla; Physeteridae. The transcript is spliced from 9 exons. Gene Ontology annotation, biological process: potassium ion transmembrane transport. The record is from RefSeq and is a predicted model, not a curated record. The coding region runs from base 125 to 2920 and encodes 931 amino acids. Gene Ontology annotation, molecular function: calmodulin binding; small conductance calcium-activated potassium channel activity. Gene Ontology annotation, cellular component: plasma membrane; dendritic spine; neuronal cell body.